AUUAUUGGUUCGUACGUUGUUCAUUGUUUGACAAGGAAGAAAAAAAGUACAUCCACCCAAAAAAUGGAGUUGAUGAAUUUGGCAUCAAAAGAAACAAGCUAUUGGAUGAUCGCACUGCCUGCCGUUUUUGGAUCGCAAAACCUACAUGAUGUUUCCAUCAUCGGCUAUCUCUUCCUUGCCGUCGCUUCUCUCUCUAUACUCACGUGGGCUCUUGCCGGAGGCGGUGGUGUCGCAUGGAAGAACGGCCGUAACCGGUUGGGUCGUGUCCCCAUCCCUGGUCCUCGGGGAAUACCAGUAUUCGGCAGUCUUUUCACUCUCAGCCGUGGCUUGGCCCAUCGGACGUUAGCCGCCAUGGCUUGGAGCCGAGCCAACACUGAGAUUAUGGCUUUCAGCCUCGGUUCAACGCCGGUUAUCGUAGCUUCUGAGCCAAACACAGCUCGCGAGAUUCUGAUGUCGCCUCACUUCGCGGACCGGCCGGUUAAGCAGUCUGCUAAGAGCCUCAUGUUCAGCCGAGCCAUAGGAUUCGCUCCAAACGGGGCUUACUGGCGCACGUUAAGAAGGAUCGCGUCGACUCACCUAUUCGCUCCUCGGCGUAUCUUAGCACACGAAGCUGGACGCCAGCUAGACUGCGCUGAAAUGGUGAAAGCUGUGUCAGUGGAGCAAAACGGCGCUGGAUCAGUCGUUUUAAGGAAACACUUGCAACUAGCCGCCUUGAACAACAUCAUGGGGAGUGUUUUUGGGAGAAGAUACGAUCCUCUGGCUCAUAAAGAGGAUCUUGAUGAGCUUACAUCAAUGGUUAGGGAAGGGUUCGAGCUUUUGGGUGCUUUUAAUUGGUCCGAUUAUCUUCCAUGGAUCGGUUAUUUCUAUGACUCUAUUCGCUUAAACCAACGUUGCUCAGAUCUCGUUCCUCGAAUUAGAACCCUCGUCAAGAGAAUCAUUGACGAGCACCGAGUUAGUAAGUCUGAGAAGAAAAGUGAGAUUGGAGAUUUCGUUGAUGUUUUGUUGUCGUUAGACGGUGAUGAGAAGCUUCAAGAGGAUGACAUGAUCGCCGUUUUAUGGGAGAUGAUUUUUCGAGGGACAGAUACAACGGCGUUAUUAACGGAGUGGACCAUGGCUGAGCUAGUACUGAACCCUAACGUGCAAACCAAGUUACGAGACGAGAUCGUAACCGCUGUGAGAGACGGAGGCGUGGCAGAUGCUGACCUGGCAAAACUCCCGUACCUGAGCGCAGUGGUGAAGGAAACUCUAAGGCUGCAUCCUCCUGGACCACUGCUUUCAUGGGCUCGUCUUUCCACGUCAGACGUCCAGCUCAGCAAUGGCAUGGUAGUUCCAAAGGGAACUACGGCGAUGGUCAACAUGUGGGCUAUAACUCACGACCAGACGGUAUGGUCCGACCCGCUAAAGUUCGACCCGGAGAGGUUCACUGGGAAUGCUGACGUGGAUAUUCGUGGUGGGGAUCUAAGGCUAGCGCCGUUUGGAGCCGGUAGGAGGGUGUGUCCGGGGAAGAACAUGGGGUUAGCUACUGUGACUCGGUGGGUGGCUGAGUUGGUGCGACGGUUCGAGUGGGAUCAAGAUCAGACCGAGCCAGUUGAUCUUGGUGAGGUCUUGAAGCUUUCUUGUGAGAUGGAGCAUCCGUUACGUGCUGUUGUAACGGAAUUAUUUUAAGUCAAAGAAGGGCUAAGUAGGGUUUUGACCUUUGUCAACGUUUUC
Messenger RNA from Arabidopsis arenosa, 1710 nucleotides. Lineage: Eukaryota; Viridiplantae; Streptophyta; Magnoliopsida; Brassicales; Brassicaceae. The record is from the annotation of a GenBank genome assembly.